Ziziphus jujuba (common jujube) is the source of this 971-nucleotide messenger RNA. RefSeq lists its product as uncharacterized. The record is from RefSeq and is a predicted model, not a curated record. The coding region runs from base 315 to 794 and encodes 159 amino acids. NCBI's taxonomy places the organism in Eukaryota, Viridiplantae, Streptophyta, Magnoliopsida, Rosales, Rhamnaceae. The transcript is spliced from 5 exons.
AGAAAUCUCUGGAAGUUUCGGCCAGCAUAUCUUCACCCCCUCUCCAACAAGAUAUUUUUCUCUCUCUCUCUCUCUCUCUCUCUCCCUCUUUAAGCAUAAAAAAAAUCUUUUUCUUCUAAAAAACUAUUCUCUCUCUCUCUUUCUCUAAUUUUCUUACAUUCUUUAGGCUCUGUAUCUACUUGGGUUCUCUAUGGUUGGAGAAUAACGAAAUCUGUUGAGCUCUCUCUGGUAUUGGGGCUUCUGGGACUAAAGCUUGUGAGGGAUUUCUUGGUGUCUUCUUAUAGGCCGUGAGUAGUGGUGGUCAUCGUGUUGUGAUGGAUCGGGAAGGAGGAUCCAACGGCGGAUCUAGCUACUAUGCCGUUCUCGGGAUUCGCAAGGACGCCUCCUUCUCUGACGUCCGUACGGCCUAUCGCAAGCUCGCCAUGAAAUGGCACCCAGACAAAUGGGUUCGGAACCAAGUUGUGGCCGCAGAAGCCAAGUGGCGGUUUCAGCAAAUCCAAGAAGCUUAUUCCGUUCUCUCGGACCAAUCCAAGAGGUCAAUGUACGACGCCGGCCUUUACAACCCUCUUGAAGAAGAAGACCAAGAAUUCUGUGAUUUCAUGCAAGAGAUGAUCUCCAUGAUGAACAAUGUUAAAGAUGAGGGGGAUAGUUUUGAAGACCUACAGAGGAUGUUCGUGGAAAUGGUAGGCGGAGAUGGAAUUGGAUUAAACAUCAACGAGGAUCCAACGGCCACAAAGAAGGCACGUGUCAACUCCAAAGGCAGCUCAACCAAGCGCAACUCAUCUCGCUGCUAGCGCACCGCACCGGAUCACAGUGGAGCUUCAUUUUGUUCAUAAUUUCGGUUGAAGUCCCCAAAUUGGUUAGAUUUUGGGCAAUUUGGAUGUGGGUGGAGGAGGGGUUUAGUGGUAAUUUUAGUUUGGCUUGGAAAACCUUUACUGGCACUAAUAAUAUAUAAUGUUUUAGUAAUAAAA